AUGCAGGGCUUCAUUAGCCCUGUCUCCAAUGCCAAUGGCUUAGUCACUAGAGGUUGUCUGUCCUCCGAACCAACCCAAUCUGGUAACUGCGACUCCUGUUCCAUGACCUACGAAGCCAUCCAGCAAAAUAACAUAAACUACCUACACCAUCGAUCAUCAGCUAACCCGAAAAGGACAGAAAAAACAAUCAAGCGUUCCUACCCUGCACAGCCUGUGCAGACGAUAAUAUCCACCGCCUACCUGCAGGAGCAGCAUACUCGAGGCCAGAAGCAGCAUUCUAACCUGUCCCACACUUACCCCCAUCAACUACGGGCGACUAGUACCGUGAACCCAGUCACAUCGGGUGCGCUCAACUUGACUUGUUCCAAGCCCGAUAAGUCCGGAAAAUUCUCUGGACUUUCCAACAAGUUUCGAGCCAGCCUUUGCCCUCACUCACAGACUUCCCAGUCUCCAUCAGGUUUUUUACUUGCAACAUCUUCAAAUGAAGCAAGUUCUUGCCCUGCAACUUCAUUUUCAGAGCCUCGAAUACCCUUAAGGCAGAAUUAUACCUGCACAGAAAAGCAAGAUUGGUCUCUCAAGGCCCUACCUCAGAUGGCGCACAAAAGUUAUCUGCCCGUAGAGAAGAGUAAGAAUCCAAUUUUAAAGCCUGCCGUUGAGUCCAGGCAACAGGGGCCCUUGAGGCAAUUGCGAGCUCACAAAGAGGCAGGGCCGAGGCAGUCGGCUGACAUGAAUUGGCUUAACCACAACGAUCGUUGUUUCGCGGUGCUUUCACCAAAUAGUCUCCAAUGUCAGUCACAAAUGGGACUGUAUCAAGCCGAUAAAAACAGUGAGUCCGAGCGGCCCAGAGAAAAUGAGUACCUGCUAUCCGGGACACGGACUAAGGUACGGGGAGCAAAGCGAUUGCCAACACCACCUCCGACGGCACCCAAGCCGAAGAAUCGUUUACGAAGCGGGUGA
Molecule: messenger RNA, 957 nt
Organism: Protopolystoma xenopodis
Lineage: Eukaryota; Metazoa; Platyhelminthes; Monogenea; Polystomatidea; Polystomatidae
Source: the annotation of a GenBank genome assembly